Messenger RNA from Suillus clintonianus, 567 nucleotides. RefSeq lists its product as uncharacterized. The transcript is spliced from 3 exons. The coding region runs from base 83 to 493 and encodes 136 amino acids. Lineage: Eukaryota; Fungi; Basidiomycota; Agaricomycetes; Boletales; Suillaceae. The record is from RefSeq and is a predicted model, not a curated record.
GCGUUUGUGGCUGAAAUUUACGUUCACUUUGGCACAAGCAACACUCACGCGCACGGUCGUCUCAACCUCCAACCGCUCUGUCAUGAACCACCUACGUCAAGUAUUGCUUUCCUCAAGACGACCGGUUCGUCCGACUUCACUAGCACUCCUCCGCUGUCGCCGAACAUUCUCCUUCACAUCGCGACUACAAGCCUCUGAAAACGAAGACGCCUUCCUUUCACAAUUCAAGAACACUUCAAUAUUUGGGAAACUUGCGGAUAAACCAGAGGCUUUGAUGGCACUCCGAGAUUUUGCGGAACUCAUGAGAGCUCAAGGGAUUGAUGCAAACGCCCCACCUUCGACAUUGCAGAUGAUGAGAUUGGCCGCGAACUCGGAGUUUAGGGAAGCAGCACAGAAAGUUGUCACUGAGUUGCAAAAUGCGGGUGUGGAUCUAACUUCGCAGGAUACUAUACAGGAGCUUAUGGGCCUGUCUAAGAAGGUUGGAGGUAAUUGAAAUGGGUUACUGUAGUGUAAAAUAGGUACCUAGUAGUACCUCCUAGUCUCUGAUAUAAGCGAACUCGCCGGUUG